Pedinophyceae sp. YPF-701 is the source of this 861-nucleotide messenger RNA. The record is from the annotation of a GenBank genome assembly. NCBI's taxonomy places the organism in Eukaryota, Viridiplantae, Chlorophyta, Pedinophyceae.
AUGCAGUGUGUCUCCCGCGUGCCCGCGCGGCCCACCGCCGCGGCCGUCCGCGGCCGCGGUAGAGCCGCGCCGCGCCGUCAGUUGGCGACGCCUCUCCGCGCCCUCUCCGAGCGCGACGCGUCGUCCGCGCUCUCCGUGGACGUCCAGGAGCGCUUCCAGGCGGCUGUGGAGGCCGUGCGGAGCGGGCGGCCCGUGAUCAUCCUCGACGACGCCGGGCGCGAGGGCGAGACUGACAUGUUCUUUGCGGGACUCCACGCGACGCCAGCGGCGCUCCGGACCCUGCGGACACAGGCAGGCGGCGAGAUGUACGUCGCCAUCUCCCGCGACUGCGCCGCGUCCUUCGGAUUGCCCCUCGCCGGCGCCGUUUUCCGGGCCGCUGCUCCCCAGUUCGAGGUUCUCGGGCACCUGGGGAAGUCGACCGGAGACAUGUGUCAAGGCGACUGCUCGGUGGGCAUCUCUUUCGAUCACCGGACGACGAAGACGGGCGCCCCGGACGACCAGCGGUCGUACACGAUCUCGCGGUUCUCGCAGCUCGCGGCGGAGGUCGCGGAGAGCGGCGCGUCGGUCGCGGACGCCGCGCGGCAGCUCGGGGAGGAGUUUCACUCCCCCGGGCACGUGUUUUGGUGUCAGGAGGGGCAGGACGGGCUCGCGGCGCGCCGGGGCCACACCGAGCUGUCCGUGGCGCUCGCGCGCGCCGCGGAGCUGCCCGCGGAGGCCAUGGUCGGCUGCGUGAUGCUGUGCAACGACGAGGGGGACAACUACGGGCCGCUGCCGCCGGACGCGGCGAUGGCGUGGGGCGCGGCGCACGGCGUGCCGUUCCUGACGGGGCCGGAGAUCGCGGCGGUGCUGGGCUUCGAGUGA